Molecule: messenger RNA, 996 nt
Organism: Eimeria maxima
Lineage: Eukaryota; Apicomplexa; Conoidasida; Eucoccidiorida; Eimeriidae
Product: SCY kinase-related protein (incomplete catalytic triad), putative
Exons: 6
Coding region: 1-996 (331 amino acids)
Source: RefSeq, a predicted model, not a curated record
AUGUUGACCGCGAUCCUCUUAUUCGAGGCACUCGUCAUGGUAGAUGGACGGGCUGGUGGUAGUGGUGUAUCUCUUUCUCCUCCUCUUCGUUACACGGCACCUGAGAUUUCGGGUGUAUCUGCAGCUCCAGGUGUAUCUGCAGCAGCAGAUGUUUUUUCUUUUUGUCUUCUUGUUUGUGAAUGUCUUGGAGCAACAAAUCUUCCUUCUUGUAGAGAUGGAGAUAUAGAGACUUAUAAACGACAGGCAGCAGAAAUUCAGACAACUGCUGUUGAUGUAUUGAGGGUUUGCUUUUCUUCCUUUGGUUAUUCUGAUUAUAGAACUCUCUUCUUACCACGUAUGCUUAGUCUUAUUGCCAAUGCAGAGUGCGAAGAAGUUCGAUUAAAAUGUUUGGAUUGUUUGACGGCGAUGACUAAUUCCUUCGAUAGAUCAAUUGUUGAGCAACAAAUACUACCUGUAUUAAUGCAGGUGGAGGAGGAUCGUCGGAAGCACUUCGCCCUAAAGGCAGAGCAGCAAUCAGCUGUUGCUGCUGCCCUUCCUUGUGGCGCAGCAUCAGCAGCAACAAAUGAAGCAGCAGCAGGUGCUGCUGCUGCUGCUGCUGCUGCUGCAGUUCCUCUAUCUACCCCUGCAAUAUCCUUGGAGGCUUUCUUCUCUCAAUCAGUAAACACAACAACCCCACCACGUCCUGCUGCUCCUAUUAAUCCUCCUCCUCCUCCCCCCUUCCCUGCUGCUGUGCAGCAGCAGCAGCAGCAGCAGCAGCAGCAGCAGCAAAUAAAGCAGCAAGAUAAUGAUAUGGAUCAGCUGUUUAGUGCUCUGUCUGCACGAUUGAAGCCACCAGCUGGUGCAGCAGCAGCAACAGCAGCAACAGCAACAGCAGCAGCAACAGCAGCAGCAGAUAGAUACAGCAGCAUAGGAACAAAGGCUUCUUCCUCUGCUUCGGAUCUUGAGGAUAUUCUUGCUGCUGCUGCUGCUGCUGUGCCGCAGUCAAAAAUGCCGUGA